GCGCCGCGCAGUGGAAGCUGGGAGCUGUAGUUGUCCCCGGGGGCGGUGCCGUGCCGGAGCCGCCAUGCCGGAGGGGACGGGAGCGCUCCGGGAGGUGCUGCCCAAGCAAGGGCAGCUGUCGGUGGAGGACACGGCUGCCAUGGUGCUGUGCAAGCCCAAGAUCCUGCCCCUCAAGUCGGUGUCGCUGGAGAAGCUGGAGAAGCUGCAGCGGGCGGCGCUGGAGGCGGCCCAGGCGCCCGAGGCGGCCCCGCCGCCGUCCGCGGGGGCCGCACCGCCUCGGCAGUAGCGCGGGGAGGGUCGCGCCCGGCGGCACCCGCGAUCGGAGGUACCGCUGUGUAACGGGGCUGCGGAUUAAAGCGCGGCCUGAACGCAGCCGGUGCUGCCGGGCUGGGAGGGGAGGCCACGCGUCGGGCGCUGUUGGUGUAGAAGUUGCGCUGGUUGCUGCCCAGGCGAUGUUUUAAACGCGUCUAAAUUUAGAGGUACCAGAGCCCCUCGGACUGCGGGAGGAGGGCGAGUUACACAACCCCACUGCUCCAAGCCGGGCUUACCAAACCCGCUCGAGCACUGAAGCGCUUGGCUCCUAAAGCACAGAGUAUUCCCGGCCCUGGAACGGCUAUUCCCAGCAUUUUGGAACACUUGAAAUCUUGACAUGAAACUGAAAAACAAAGGAGAGGCUCCACCGUGUUCCUGUAAGCGAGUUCCCUUAGGUCCAUCUUGUUCUUGAGCAAGGGCUUGGCAAAGCUGUGCUGCAAAGACACGUUCACAGUAUCUCUGCCAGCCUAGACGCUCCUACGCAAGUCAGUUGUGUUUUCCAAAACAGAUCUCGUAAAUACUUAUUUAACCACGAGCUUAAUUACUCUGUGCUCUCCUCCUGACGGCAAUACCAAAGGGCAGCGUUAGAUGUACUGCUUAAUUUGUUCUGUGUAAAAUAAAUAAAAAGGAGGCAGAAACAAGA
Molecule: messenger RNA, 955 nt
Organism: Corvus hawaiiensis (hawaiian crow)
Lineage: Eukaryota; Metazoa; Chordata; Aves; Passeriformes; Corvidae
Gene: BBIP1
Product: BBSome interacting protein 1
Exons: 2
Coding region: 65-286 (73 amino acids)
Biological process (GO): receptor localization to non-motile cilium; cilium assembly
Cellular component (GO): BBSome
Source: RefSeq, a predicted model, not a curated record